This is a messenger RNA of Pomacea canaliculata, 2489 nucleotides long. RefSeq names its product ankyrin repeat domain-containing protein 26-like. NCBI's taxonomy places the organism in Eukaryota, Metazoa, Mollusca, Gastropoda, Architaenioglossa, Ampullariidae. The transcript is spliced from 2 exons. The record is from RefSeq and is a predicted model, not a curated record. Bases 563 to 1729 code for a protein of 388 amino acids. Gene Ontology annotation, molecular function: protein binding.
UCAAAUGUCUUGAACUGUAGUAGUUUGACCCUACCUGUACGCUUUACCGAGCGUGGAUGUGUAUGUUACUUACACGGAUCAUAACCAAUAUAAGUUUACACCCUGCCCCAGCAUGCAGCUACAUAUUCUCUGCGCUUUGGCUGUGUCAUAGCCAUUGUUCGCAGCUCUGACAAGAUUAAUGGAGAUUCAGAGACAAGCGCCAACCAGCAAAUUAAGUAGCCGCAAACAACAAAGCCUAUGGGAGGAGCAGGCCACUCAGGUUACGGGUAUCUCACCCACCCCCUUACCCAGAAACAAUCUGCAGACAGACAACGAUAAUUUGAACAAUAGUCUUGAAGGAUUGACUCCUGCUGAGAAGAGUGUUUCACAGUCAGUGGUAGAUACCUGCACUUGUUUCUUUCUAAAAGAAGAAGAGAAAGAAAUAGCCAAAGUUCUACCUCAACUUCUGGAAACUUCACCACAGCCGACGAAGUCACAAUACCUGGCACUUGAUACAAAUGAAACAAUCAAUUGAAAAGGGAACUUCUAGACAUCCUCAGCUAAUGUGCAACUUCAAUCUUUAAUGAACUGUGUUGCCAUGGCGGCAGAAUCAGAAGACCGAAACAUUUUCAUCGCCAUUACUCACGGAAAUCUGCAUCGUUUGCGUUCUCUUCUAUCAUCAAUCGAUGACUUGAAUGUCAGGGACAGCAAUUUCCGGACCCCGCUUAUCCACGCAGUGGCUGUGUCUAGUGACGAGGCAUUAAUUACACACGUGGUGCGACAGCUCGUGCAGCGCGGCUGUGACAUCAACGCUCAAGAUGCCCUCGGGCGCACAGCUCUGAUGUACGCAUGUCUGGAGAGAGACAAACUGGAUGUUGUCAAGCUGCUGGUCAAGUGCAGGCGCUGCGACCCCAACCUACAAGAUGUGGACGGCAACACUGCUUUGAUUCAUUCGGUAGAGAGCGGGAACACUCCAGCUUUGAGGAUCCUGACCCACCAUCCGCACAUGAAGUCCGCACCAAAGAUGGACCUGAAAAAUUCUGCCGGUCUCACCGCCCUCCAACUGGCGGCGAAGCUCGGCCUCGCUGAGUGUUGUCGGGAGCUAAUGAGAAAUGGAGGAGACUCCAGCAAAAUUAAGAGCGGAGAACUGUGGCCACAGCUGGCUGAAAACCACACGAAAAACCAUUUCGAGAAGUUGGAACUCUCGCAGGAUUGUGACAGCGACCUGGAUGAAUCUCUCAGCUCGUUGCCAUCAUCACGUGAUUACAUUCCGAGUUCUUUCGGCCACAGACCACAAAGCAAAUUGACCUUUCGCACAAGUUCCCAGGUCUUUGAUGAUAGUUUUCGACCGGUGGUAGCAGAGGUUGUAGCAGCUGUUCGCAAGACGAACAGGUCCGUCUUGGGCAUGAGGAGAGAUCUCGAGGUUCAUCGCGAGAUUUCGAACCUGAGCACAGUGCAAUCACGAAACCAUCGACUCGACAUUUUGGAAAAGACGACGCAACCAAACCACGUGCCUCCUGCACGCGCGUCGCCCAAACGAACCGUGGUGGCUUCCACAGAAGACAGAAAGAAAGAGAGCAAGAAAGACAGGAAAACCAUGACCAGACGACCCUUGACCCCAAUCUCUAACUGGAUGCAAGGUGAAUCAACCAGUCUCGCUGGGGACCUACCUCUGCCCUCUCGCCUACCCAGCAUCCCUAGUGGCAAAAAACUACGCCCCAAGCCACGUGCGCCGACAGAUAUGACAUAAAGUUGGUGGUUGCUGCUGUAGUUGUUGAUUAACUUAUUUUUCGGUUUACUAAAUCCAGAACUAAGAGUGUCGCGAUUCAGCAGAGGAGGACGAGAAGGGAAGUAGUAAUAAACAAAAAGGGAAGUGGGUUCAAAAAGGAGAAGUAUUGUGUGGACUGUGGACUGUUGUUAGGAGUAAUGCUCAAGGAAGAGGUGUGUCUUCAAUGCACAUUUACAAGAUUCAAUGGUGGAUAGGCGGCGGAUAUGGGGAGGGAGUUUCAUUGUUUCGCUGCACAGUAACUAAAAAUUCUGUGACAGGAAUAGUGAGGAAACGGCCAUCAUAUAAGUUGUCUGGCUGGAAUGCUAUCUCUCACCCCACGGACAUAUAAAUAUAUAUACAUCCAUGCUCACCAUGAAGGCGGGAUUAAUAGCUGGUGGGCCCAAUCUGUAUCUUUAAAACACUGCACUGAAUGAGAAGAACUAAGCUCGUUCCUGAACAUUCUUGAAGCAGUCUGAAGCUGACUUCACUGGAUUUACUGAACGGCUCUGUUAUAUGGCGAUGGUGCGGCUCUGUUAUAUGGCGAUGGUGCACAAAGGAACCGAGCUGUCGCCGACUGAAAGUCAAGAGUAUUGAUUGUAAGGGUACAUUGUGUUCCCACACCCAUAUUAUUGUGACCAUGGCAUGUACACAUUUAACUAUGACCAUUCUCCUCCAAAUAACAUAUAAUAAAAAUACCUUUAAAAUGUAUCUAUACUUUGUAACAAAAUGCAUUCUCUAUAGA